GCUUGUGUAGCAAUGUUAAGCUAAAUGCAUCCAGGUUUCCUGAAUAGUUUAUUUAUUUCAAAGUUAUUAUAAUUUACUGUAAGACUUCAUGGAUGUGAAGUUGUAACGAGCGAUGUAGGAGAAAUACCUCCAGCUAACUGUAAAGUAAACAUUAUAUCAGAUUUCCUGUGUCUCUUUGAGUAGAAAUGAAUCCCCGCCGGUGGUGUCCGUUAGUUCUGAUAUUUUCGGUAGUGUUGUGUGGACGUUCGGCUCACGCGGCCACAGACCCGGGGGUCACUUCAACCGUUACCCCCAGCCCUACAGGUGGGGGGUCGUUCAGUUCAGAGACCCCUGCUCCGGGUCGUAAAGCGCCGGAUGACUUCACAGGGGUCUCCACCACCGAGGCGGUCACCCCGGACCCCAUGACUCCGACUGAAAGCCCGGCUGGGGACACUGAAAACCCCUCUAUGGUCACUGAAAGCCCCGCUGUGGUCACUGAGAGCCCCGCUGUGGUCACUGGAGGUCCUCCUGUAACCACCGUCCAGCCCCUGCUCUCUUCAGAGGGUUGUCUCUGUGAUUUAACCCCUGAUUUCUGUGACAUCGGCUGCUGUUGUGAUACAGUUGACUGUGGGAUUGCGAACUUGAGUACCGUCUUCACCGGAUGUCCUCAGAAAGCCAUAUCAGGAGUUUGCAUUGAGAAAUGGCUGAUGUUCAGGGCUAACGUGAAUACGUCUCUUGUCACUGUGACGGACUCCUUGUUUUGUGUCCGGCCUGAAGAUAAAUCCCCCCAGUCCCUCCCAGCUCCACAGCAGCUUCCUCCUUUAGGGGACUCGUACCACUUCUCCCCACCAGCACCUUUAACCAUCAGCUACAGCAGAGGAUUCUACAGGGUGGAUGAUGUUAUCCAGACAUAUUUAUCUAACUCGCCCGCGCGGGGUUUCCUUCGUCAGCCCUCUCCAGGGGCAGCGUCUGCAUUCUGUAUCAGCCGCAAUCCUGCAAAGUUCAUGAGGUCUGUGUCGCUGUCUUGCACUCGCAUGUUGACUCCUCAGUCCUGCACCACAGACGCAACUCUCAACGCCCGCUCUUACUUCUCCGACCUUAAUCUGAUCAAGACCCCAAUUGUCGAGACAGAACAAGUUUCAGACUUUCUGAUCCCAGUGACUCCACUGUCUGAAUGGCCUGCACCAAGUGAACAAAACAGCUCCUGUGUCAAUGUGGUAAAAAAUGUGGAGAUUGUCAUAGGAUACACAGGCAGAGGGGAAGUGACGUAUGCGACAGUGAACGUAGUCUUAGCUGAUGCGGAUCCAAAUCAGUCGCUGCUGCAGACGCACUCGGUGCAGUUCAAGCUCGCUUCGCCCAGCCCCACUCAGGGAGAUCCGACCUCUGCAGUCGGACUCAGAGUGGGAUCUCCUGUCAUUGGUCGCUUUGAUGGAGAAGUGAAGCCUCUGACCACAUUGUGGGCGUCACAGAGUGGGUCGUGUUCCUCCGACCCUGACAGCCGAGCCCCUGUCCUCUUCACACACAACUCCAUCACUGGCUGCACGUUCAGUUCCCCGGCGUCUAGUAACUGCUCAGAGCUGCGUUCCCAGAUUUACGGGCUCUUGCAGGGACCUGCAGCUCCUGAUGUGAUCGCCAUGAAUUUUGGCUCCCAGCCCGACUGGACGAGAGUAAUCGCCCAGGAGUGUCCCGUCAGCCUAGAGGAAACGUGUGAAUCCGGCUGCGUCCUCCCCAACUCUCUCGCCAUCCAAGUGCUGUGGGCGCGCCAGGGUCUCCUAGACCUUCCCCAGAAAUACAUCCUGGGGGCUAAAUACCUCUUCCAGUGUCAACGUUUCAAAUGUCCUUUGUCGCCCUCUAUCAUUCUAACCACUGAGGUGACGUUUGUCGACACUACACUUUACCCAGAACCCCCCAGGGGCUUGCCACAGCCUAACUGGAAGUUUCCAUUCGGUUUCUUCACUCGAGGCACUUCUGAGCUGGACGGGAAUAUUGUUAUUAAUGGCAGUGAUGCUGAGUAGGUCACUUGGAGUUUAACGCUGUUCACAGUAAUGUUACUAACAAGAUUAGAUUUCCUAACUAGGUAGCUUUCGAGGUUUUGAAGGCUCCUUAGCAAAAUUGUAUAUGAAAGAGUGUGUUAUUUUCUUGUUACACUGUUUUAUUUUUUUAACAAUAUAAAGAAAUGUCUAUCUAAA
This is a messenger RNA of Gymnodraco acuticeps, 2168 nucleotides long. RefSeq names its product tectonic-3-like. Lineage: Eukaryota; Metazoa; Chordata; Actinopteri; Perciformes; Bathydraconidae. The coding region runs from base 186 to 1994 and encodes 602 amino acids. The record is from RefSeq and is a predicted model, not a curated record. The transcript is spliced from 14 exons. Gene Ontology annotation, biological process: smoothened signaling pathway; cilium assembly.